AUGAUUGUAAAGCCAUUAUCCUCACGACCCGCCAACUCUGAAAGAUAUAUCAUUUGCAAAGGAUUAAGACGACGUCAGCCCAAUAUUGUAAACUAUUUAUUUGAUGCAAAUAUUAAGCUAGCUAAUCGUGACACAAUCAAGUCACUGGUCGAUUGUGAAACCAUGGAGAAGGAUGAGGCAUUUGCCAACUACUUGCGUGAAACAAACUCCAUUAUUGCCAAGUCUCAAAUGAAUUCCCUGCAACGCAUUAAGAAUGCCAUUGAAGACAAGUAUCUGGAGAUUUCAGAAACUCAAAAUAGGUUGAGGGAUUCCUGUCUUCAAGAAUGGAGAUUACCCAAUCCGCAAUCCACUCCUAAAGCAAAAUCAGACAAGAAUAAGCGUAAGAGAAAUGAUCAAGAUUCAAUACUAGGCCACCUCAACAUCAAAAACCAAAUACCUAUCACCAAUACUAAAUUAUUGUUUUGA
Naegleria lovaniensis is the source of this 465-nucleotide messenger RNA. RefSeq lists its product as uncharacterized. Gene Ontology annotation, biological process: 7-methylguanosine mRNA capping. Gene Ontology annotation, cellular component: cytoplasm; nucleus. NCBI's taxonomy places the organism in Eukaryota, Heterolobosea, Eutetramitea, Acrasida, Naegleriidae. The coding region runs from base 1 to 465 and encodes 154 amino acids. The transcript has a single exon. Gene Ontology annotation, molecular function: methyltransferase cap1 activity. The record is from RefSeq and is a predicted model, not a curated record.